This is a messenger RNA of Saccoglossus kowalevskii, 786 nucleotides long. RefSeq names its product GPI alpha-1,4-mannosyltransferase I, stabilizing subunit-like. Lineage: Eukaryota; Metazoa; Hemichordata; Enteropneusta; Harrimaniidae. Gene Ontology annotation, cellular component: endoplasmic reticulum membrane. Gene Ontology annotation, biological process: GPI anchor biosynthetic process. The record is from RefSeq and is a predicted model, not a curated record.
CUCAUUUUGUUUACAGAUUCUAACUUUUGAAGAGAUUGAUGUUGAGAUGCCUUCAUAUCUGUCUUCCAAUCACUCAAUAUUGGUGUAUUCAGCUUUCCAACCAACCAUUGAUGGUACCUUAUAUAGUAAAACUACUGUACCAAUACACCAGCGUUAUCAAGCAAUAUCAGACAGACCAGAUAUCUACUAUGUUACAGCAAUUCUACCCAAACCACAUUUCUACUUAUACUGUGCAGAUAGUGAAGACGUCAAUUUCAUGAACUGUGAAUCAACACCAUUCCUUGCUCCUUGUACAGCACUGAACAUUACACAGUGUUACUGGCAGUCACUACAAACAACAGAUAUUGAUGAACUAACAUUUCAUGUUCCGAUUGGACAGCAGAAAGAUCUUAUUAUGGUAACAAUAGUCACCAUAGUUGUGACUAUUAUGGGAUGUCUUGUGCUUCUGGUUACUAUGGUGAAAUCAGAUCUUGACAGGAAAUCGCACAAAAAUUGAAAUUGUUUCCAAGAAAACAAAGAGUACAUCAUUAGCUGUCAGCUUUGAAUGCUCACACACACAUCAUUUGCAAUGACUUGUGGGAUAGCAACAGAUACAGAAUUCACUAUAAAGUACUUGCAUGAAAUAGCAAACAUUUUGAGCAGAGAGAAUUCUCUGUAUUGGGGUUCAAAAUUACUUUAAAAUGUUAGUCUUUUAAAUGAGAAUUUGUUGACUAACAUAGCACUACAAUAUGACCCGCAGUUUAUAAUACCGGUACUAAUAAAAAAAAGAAUAAACUGGAUUAUAUA